Messenger RNA from Engraulis encrasicolus (European anchovy), 2304 nucleotides. RefSeq names its product ceramide synthase 2b (gene cers2b). Gene Ontology annotation, biological process: ceramide biosynthetic process. NCBI's taxonomy places the organism in Eukaryota, Metazoa, Chordata, Actinopteri, Clupeiformes, Engraulidae. Gene Ontology annotation, molecular function: sphingosine N-acyltransferase activity; DNA binding. The transcript has 11 exons. Gene Ontology annotation, cellular component: membrane. Bases 494 to 1651 code for a protein of 385 amino acids. The record is from RefSeq and is a predicted model, not a curated record.
UCCCCUAGAAAUCCGCUAUUCACUCUUUCUCAUCUAGCCCUCUGCGUUCCGUUUUCCCCAAACAGUGUGACCGACCGACGCCUAUCUGUGGAUGAUCACCAUUUCAUCCUCCGCCGAUGAGAUAGAGAAAAAGAACACCGCUUUUUAUAUUUUAGGAGCGGCCACGAGCGGGCUCCGCGCGGAAGGCAGGCUGGAAGAAACUACGGCAAAGAAGUUUGGACUAUCCCCGUGCCUUCAUCACACACCCCACCCGCGUCUUUAACUCCCCUCAGAACUUUUUGGGAAAGAUGCGGGCGUGCGGUAUGGACCGACAGGCUGAACCGUAAACUCUUCUUUACCACGAAGUCAACACGGGGACCACAUAAGUCACUCUCAGGACCUGGGCGCGUCUUUUCAGUAUAAGAUCUGAACAAGGUUUUUUUCUAGGCUACCCUUUUUCUAAACGUGUCCUUUUACACAGAAGAACUUCUCUUCGGCUGUUCGCGGACCAAAUAUGCUGGGCUGGCUUAGUGAUGCCUUCUGGGAGGAGCGUCUGUGGUUCCCGGUGGGUCUGGGCUGGAAGGACCUGGAGGACCGUGACGGCCGCGUCUAUGCCAAGCCGGCCGACCUGUGGGUGGUGCUGCCCAUGGCCCUCGCUUUCCUCGUAGUGAGACAGAUAUUCGAGAGGACGGUUGCUGUUCCAUUAGCUGCAUUGCUUGGAGUCAAAGAGACGGUUCGGCUACCUGUAACCCCCAACCCCACACUAGAGGCCUUCUACAGCAAAACCACAAAAUAUCCCACACAGUCUUCAGUAGAAUCAUUAAGUAGUAAAACAGGGUUCACCAAGUGGCAGGUCCAGAGGUGGUUCCGGAGGAGACGAAACCAAGAUCGACCCAACCUGCUCAAGAAGUUCAGAGAGGCCAGCUGGAGGUUCACCUUCUACCUUCUCGCUUUUGUUGCCGGCCUGGCCGCCCUCAUUGACAAACCCUGGCUGUAUGACGUGGAGGAGCUGUGGAAGGGCUUUCCUGUUCUAACGCUGCUGCCAUCCCAGUAUUGGUACUACAUGAUCGAGCUCAGCUUCUACGCUUCUCUUCUCUUCAGUGUAGCCUCCGACGUCAAACGCAAGGACUUUAAGGAGCAGAUCAUCCACCAUGUGGCCACCAUCCUCCUCAUCAGCUUCUCCUGGUGUGUCAACUACAUCCGCGCAGGCACUCUCGUCAUGCUGAUCCAUGACUCUUCAGACUACCUACUGGAGUCUGCUAAGAUGUUUAACUAUGCCGGCUGGAGGAACUCCUGUAACUACAUCUUCAUUCUCUUCGCCGCAGUCUUCAUCAUCACGCGACUCAUCAUCUUCCCAUUCAGGAUCCUGUGGGUUACGAUAGUGUUCCCCGUUACCCUCUACCCUCCCUUCUUUGGAUACUACUUCUUCAACGCUCUGAUGAUCACACUGCAGUGUCUUCACAUCUUCUGGGCUGUACUCAUCAUACGCAUGGCAGUGCGAUUCCUUACCGUCAACGAGAAGGUGGAGGACGAGAGGAGCGAUAAGGACGAGACGGACGACUCGGAGGACGAGGAGGAAGAGGAGAGCCUGAAAAAGACGAAGAAGAACGGACCAGUGAUGAACGGACACUCAGCCAACAACCACAACAGCAACCACCACAAGGCGGACUGAUGGGGACACACUAGACACACACACACACACACACACACACACACACACACACACACACACACACACACACACACACACACACACACACACACACACACACACACACACACACACACACACACAGGCCCGAACAUGCGCCACGGAGAGCGCUCUAGCAGGGUGCUGAACCACAGGAGGAAAGAGGGAGGAAGGGAGAGAAGAAGAGGAGAGAGAGAGGAGAAGAGAUGGUUUCCCAAUAUCAAUACAGGACUAUCCCUCCUGAUGAACCAAACAACUGCAGACACCCAUACUAACCUCACUUCAAAUGCCUGCCUCUCACUCUCUCUGUCUGUCAGAUCUCCCUGAUUCACACACACACACACACACACACACACACACACACACACACACACACACACACACACACACACACACACACACACACACACACACACACACACACACACACACACACACACACACACACACUGUACGCACAUUUGCCAGUUAUUCAAUCACCCACUGUAUUCAUGACACUACAAGUUCAUGUCCACCAGUGUCUUCCUGAGUUGCAGAAACAAUACACACACACACACACACACACACACACACACACACACACACACACACACACACACACACACACACACACACACACACACACACACACACAC